AUGGCCAGAAGCUACCAGGCCUUGCUCCUCUUGGUGGUUACUGUGGUCCUUGUGUCCAGAGGUGUCCAAGGUUGGGGCUCAACAAAGGUGGUGAGGCCAUUUGAAGACAUCUCCAAGACUUAUGUCUAUGUGAAGCAGGCAGUCUGGUAUUCUAUGAAACAAUUUAACAAGGCCAGCAAAGACCAGUACAGCUUCAAGGUUGUGGACAUCCUGAGAUCCAAGGAGCAGAUCACAGAUAGUCUGGAGUACUACAUUGAAGUCAAAAUUGCCCGAACAAUGUGCAAGAAAAUUUCAGGAGAAAAUGAAGACUGCUUAAUUCAACAGGAUCCCAAGCUGAAAAAGACCAUGAUUUGCACUUUCAUUGUUAGAUCCAAACCAUGGAAUUUUGAUCUCAGUCUGCUGAAGAAACAGUGCGAAGAAAUAUAA
Molecule: messenger RNA, 426 nt
Organism: Jaculus jaculus (lesser Egyptian jerboa)
Lineage: Eukaryota; Metazoa; Chordata; Mammalia; Rodentia; Dipodidae
Product: cystatin-13-like
Exons: 3
Coding region: 1-426 (141 amino acids)
Molecular function (GO): cysteine-type endopeptidase inhibitor activity
Source: RefSeq, a predicted model, not a curated record